Echinops telfairi (small Madagascar hedgehog) is the source of this 5042-nucleotide messenger RNA. It is a transcript of the gene ARAP1, whose product is annotated as ArfGAP with RhoGAP domain, ankyrin repeat and PH domain 1. NCBI's taxonomy places the organism in Eukaryota, Metazoa, Chordata, Mammalia, Afrosoricida, Tenrecidae. Gene Ontology annotation, molecular function: protein binding; GTPase activator activity; phosphatidylinositol-3,4,5-trisphosphate binding. Gene Ontology annotation, cellular component: cytoplasmic vesicle; trans-Golgi network; plasma membrane. Gene Ontology annotation, biological process: signal transduction; positive regulation of GTPase activity. The coding region runs from base 251 to 4555 and encodes 1434 amino acids. The transcript is spliced from 34 exons. The record is from RefSeq and is a predicted model, not a curated record.
UGCCACCAGCUCACAGCCACCCUGUGGGACAGAGCGGAAUUGCCCCAGGGUCUCCGGGGCUGCAGAUCUUGAAGGAGGUGCCACGCCUGUCUUCCUCAGAGCAGCUGGUGGAUUCGAACAACUGACGGUUUAGUUAGCGGGGCUUCUGCCUCCUGCCAUGACGGGACUCCCUCCGAGUAGCUGCCACCUCUGAGAGGACCUCCCCCGGUCUGGACCGAGCCCAGCCGGCUGGGCCUCUGCUGUGGGCACCAUGGCAGAGGCCAAGGAGGCCGGCCUGUCGGCGGCUGAGUGGCUGCGGGCUCUGCACCUGGAGCAGUACACUGGACUCUUCGAGCAGCAUGGCCUGGUGUGGGCCACUGAGUGCUACAGUCUCAGCGAUGCCCGCCUGGUGAACAUGGGCGUGCUGCUCCCCGGCCACCGCCGCCGCAUCCUGGCUGGCCUGCUGCGCACCCACGCACCCCCGGUCCCCACCCCCCGCCCAGCCCCACGGCCUGUGCCCAUGAAACGCCACGUCUUCCGCUCGCCACCUGGACCCACCACGCCAUCGCCCACUGCUGGAGAGGACGAGGAGCUGCCCGCUGCGCCCCCCAUUCCACCCCGGAGGAGCUGCCUUCCACCUGCCUGCUUCUCCACCCCACCCACUGCCACCCCCGACCCUGUGCUGCCCCCGCUGCCUACCAAGAGGCAUCUGGCUGAGCCAAGCUUGCCACCCGUGCCCCCUCGCAUGGGGCCUCCCCGCCUGCUGGUGAGCCUUCCUUCCAGGGAGGGGGAGUCAUCGCUGUCAUGCCCUCCCCAGCCGGAGCCUGAGGAGCCCCCCACCACCCUCUCCCGGGGUUCCCCCUGGCCCCCAUCUCCACUACCCAGCCCCCCAGAAGUCCCUCCAAAGCCUCCCCGCCUGCUCCCGGAGUUUGAUGAUUCCGACUACGAUGAGGCCCCAGAGGAGGGGCUGGGGGCCCCAGCCAGCGUGAUGAACCAGAAGGAGGCGCCCCCACUGAGCUCAGUCCCGAGGGCCGUGCGUGUGGCCAGUCUGCUGAGCGAGGGGGAGGAGCUGUCCGGGGACGACAACCAAGGGGAUGAGGAGGAGGAUGACCACGCCUACGAGGGCAUCCCCAACGGUGGGUGGUACAGUGGCGGCCUGAGCGUGCCCUUGUCCAGUGGCCCCUUGGUCCCCGAGCUCCUGCCACACCCCAUGGAUGAGCUGCCCGGGGGUUCUGCCCCCGUCCCACCCAUCAUCAAGGCCGGUUGGCUGGACAAGAACCCACCGCAGGGAUCUUACAUCUAUCAGAAGCGAUGGGUGAGACUGGAUACCCAGUACCUGCGGUACUUUGACAGUAACAAGGAGGCCUACUCUAAACGCUUUGUCCCUGUGGCCUGCAUCUCCCACGUGGCUGCCAUCGGGGACCAGAAGUUCGAAGUGAUCACGAACAACCGGACUUUUGCCUUCCGGGCGGAGAGCGAUGCUGAGCGGAAGGAGUGGAUGCAGGCCCUGCAGCAGGCAGUGGUGGGGCAUCGGGCCCGGCUGCCCAGCACCCAUCUGUUGGGUGUGCCGGGCCCGGAGCUGCCUGACCACUCGGGCAGCCUGGAGCUGCGUGGCUUCAAGAACAAGCUGUACGUGGUUGUGGUCGGGGACAAGGUGCAGCUCUACAAGAACAUGGAGGAGUACCACCUGGGCAUUGGCAUCACCUUCAUAGAAAUGAGCGUGGGCAAUGUGAAGGAAGUGGACCGGCGCAGCUUCGACCUCACCACGCCCUACCGCAUCUUCAGCUUCUCGGCCGAAUCGGAGCUGGAGAGGGAGCAGUGGCUGGAGGCCAUGCAGGGAGCCAUCGCCGAGGCCCUCUCCACCUCGGAGGUGGCCGAGCGAGUCUGGGCCUCGGCCCCCAACAGGCUCUGUGCCGACUGCGGGGCCGCCCAGCCCGACUGGGCCUCCAUCAACCUCUGUGUUGUCAUCUGCAAGCGCUGCGCAGGGGAGCACCGGGGCCUGGGUGCUGGCAUCUCCAAGGUGCGGAGUCUGAAGAUGGACAGGAAGGUGUGGACGGAAACACUCAUUGAGCUCUUCUUGCAGCUGGGCAAUGGCGCCGGGAACCGCUUCUGGGCAGCCAACGUGCCCCCCAGUGAGGCCCUGCAGCCCAGCAGCAGCCCUGCUGCCCGGCGCCGCCACCUGGAGGCCAAGUAUCGCGAGGGCAAGUACCGCCGUUACCACCCGCUCUUUGGCAACCAGGAGGAGCUGGACAAGGCCCUGUGUGCUGCUGUCACCACCACAGACCUGGCGGAGACCCAGGCACUCCUGGGCUGUGGGGCUGGGGUCAGCUGCUUCUCAGGAGACCCCGAGGCCCCCACACCCCUGGCUCUCGCCGAGCAGGCGGGGCAGACCCUGCAGAUGGAAUUCCUUCGGAACAACCGGACCUCGGAGGUGCCCCGGUUGGACGCAAUGAAGCCCCUGGAAAAGCACUACUCCAUUGUCCUGCCCACCGUGAGUCACAGCGGCUUCCUCUACAAGACUGCUUCUGCCGGCAAGCCACUGCAGGACCGCCGAGCUCGGGAAGAGUUCAGCCGGCGCUGGUGUGUCCUUAGUGACGGGGUCCUCAGCUACUACGAGAAUGAGCGGGCGGUGACGCCCAACGGGGAGAUUCGGGCCAGCGAGAUCGUGUGCCUGGCCGUGCCCCGGGCCGACACCCAUGGCUUUGAGCACACCUUUGAGGUGUACACGGAGGGAGAGCGGCUGUACCUCUUUGGACUGGAGAGCGCAGAGCUGGCUCGGGAGUGGGUCAAGUGCAUCGCCAAGGCAUUUGUGCCCCCCCUGGCUGAGGAGCUGCUGACUGAAGACUUUGACCGGCUGGGCCGCCUACCCUACAAAGCUGGCCUGAGCCUGCAGUGGACCCAGGAGGGCUGGUUCUCCCUCUCCGGCUCCCAACUCCAUGCCAUCCUCCCCGAGGGGCCCUGGGAGGAGCCGCUGCAGCUGCGCAAACUGCAAGAGCUCUCCGUACAAGGGGACGAGAACCAAGUGCUGGUGCUGGUGGAGCGGAGGAGGACGCUGUACAUCCAGGGCGAGCGGAGGCUGGACUUCAGUGGCUGGCUGGGGGCCAUCCAGAAGGCAGCAGCCAGCUCAGGGGACACCCUCUCGGAGCAGCAGCUCGGGGACUCAGACAUCCCUGUGAUUGUGUACCGCUGCGUAGACUACAUCACGCAGUGUGGACUGACCUCCGAGGGCAUCUACCGCAAGUGCGGGCAGACCUCCAAGACCCAGAGGCUCCUGGAGAGCCUGCGGCAGGACGCCCGCUCCGUGCGCCUCAAGGAGGGUGAGCAGCACGUGGACGACGUCUCCUCGGCGCUCAAGCGCUUCCUGCGCGACCUGCCUGAUGGGCUCUUCACUCGGGCCCAGCGCCUCUCCUGGCUGGAGGCCUCAGAGCUCGAGGAUGAACAGAAGGUGGUUAGGUACCGAGAGCUGCUGGGCCAGCUGCCCCCAGUUAACCGCGCCACGGUGAAGGCCCUCAUCGGCCACCUGUACUGUGUCCAAUGCUUCUCAGACACGAACCAGAUGAACACUCACAACCUGGCCAUUGUGUUUGGGCCCACGCUCUUCCAGACAGACGGGCAGGACUACAAGGCCGGCCGUGUGGUGGAAGACCUCAUCGGCCACUAUGUGGUGGUGUUCAGUGUGGACGAGGAGGAGCUGAGGAAGCAGCGGGAGGAGAUCACUGCCAUUGUGAAGAUGCGCGUGGCGGGCACUGCCAGUGGGACGCAGCAUGCCGGUGACUUCAUCUGCACCGUGUACCUGGAGGAGAAGGCAGCCGAGACGGAGCAGCACAUCAAGGUUCCCGCCUCCAUGACAGCUGAGGAACUCACCAUGGAGAUCCUGGAUCGCAGGAACGUGGGAAUCCGGGAGAAGGACUACUGGACCUGCUUCGAGGUCAACGAGAGGGAAGAGGCAGAGAGGCCCCUGCACUUUGCAGAGAAGGUGCUGCCGAUUCUGCACGGGCUGGGCACAGACAGCUACCUGGUGGUGAAGAGGUACCCGUCCAUGGAGGCCAUGCUGCUGUACCUGGCCAGCCGCGUAGGUGACACCAAGCACGGCAUGAUGAAGUUCCGAGAGGACCGCAGCCUGCUGGGCCUGGGCCUGCCCUCCGGAGGCUUUCACGACCGCUACUUCAUCCUCAACAGCAGCUGCCUGCGGCUCUACAAGGAGGUCCGGAGCCACCGGCCUGAGAAGGAGUGGCCAGUCCGCAGCCUCAGAGUCUACCUGGGAGUGAAGAAGAAACUCCGGCCGCCCACCUGCUGGGGUUUCACGGUGGUACACGAGACGGAGAAGCACGAGAAACAGCAGUGGUACCUGUGCUGUGACACGCAGAUGGAGCUCCGGGAGUGGUUUGCCACCUUCCUGUUUGUGCAGCACGACGGCCUGGUGUGGCCCUCGGAGCCUUCCCGGGUGUCUCGGGUGGUGCCCGAGGUUCGGCUGGGCAGCGUGUCGCUGAUCCCCCUGCGUGGCAGUGAGAACGAGAUGCGACGGAGCGUGGCCGCCUUUUCCUCCGACCCCCUGUCCCUCCUCCGCAACGUCUGAGCACAGGAGCUGACCCCACCCGGAGCGACUGUGAAGCCUGCUUUCCUGUCUGACAUCCCUCUCCCCCUGCGGCCUGUCGUUAGCCAGCAAGGGGGCCAUGAGGAAGCCGCGCCCCCACGCCCCAGCCCUGACUGCAGCACUUGGGUCCGUCGGUUCCCUGGCUGUGGAUGGAGGCCACAGGGGCAGCCUAGGAAGGAACCUGGCCUGCCCUGUCCAAGACCUCAGCCUGGCUGGACCUCCUCCCCCAGGAUAGAACAUGCUGGAGGCCGUGGGACACCCCACCGGAAGGGAGCUGCCCCUGCCAUGAGCCCCAGGACAACAGUGAGCGGGUGGGCAGGGGACUUGGGGGAUCGCCUACAGACUGCCAAGAGCUGGACUUUGGGGACAUCAGCCUCUCUUCUGGGCUAACUGUGAGGGCCCAGGCUGCUGACUGCCCCUACCCCACUUUGGGGGCCUUUUGAUAAUAUAAAUAUAUCUGUAUAUUUUA